AUGAUUCGCAAGUUGGUUAAAAUUGUUGGUGGAAAUGCAACGGACAUUAGUGAUGUACCAUAUCAAGUUUCAGUUGUAAUCAAUGGUAACACAUUAUGCGGAGGCAGUAUUUUAUCACAAGAUUGGGUUAUAACAGCAGCUCAUUGUAUUUACAAUGAAUCUGCAACAUCAAUUGUUGUGCACGCUGGUACUAAUAUUUGGUAUUCUGGUAUACCAUAUGGUGUAAGUAGAGUAUUUAGACAUCAAGAUUAUGAUCCUAAUACAUAUAUUAAUGAUGUUGCGCUAUUACUAUUAGUAAAUAGCAUUCAAUAUGAUUCAAAUACAUUUCCUAGACAACCCAUAGCAUUAGCUGAAACUUUACCAGCAGAUGGUACGCAAGUACUUGUAUCUGGUUAUGGCGAUACAUCAGAAAACGGAAAUUUAGCAACUACUUUAAUGUCUGUCUAUGUUAAUAUGGUAAAUGUUGAUUCAUGUAAUACGUCAUAUGCUGGUGAAGUUCUAGAUGGAAUGUUUUGUGCUGCUGCUCCGAAAAAAGAUUCAUGUCAAGGUGACUCUGGUGGACCUAUAGUAUAUAAUAAUACAUUGAUAGGUGUUGUAUCAUGGGGUUACGGUUGUGCAAAUCCUCAAUAUCCUGGUGUCUACACAAGCGUUCCUUAUUUUUACGACUGGAUAACAACCAUUUAUACUGCAACUAAUAAUGACUUAGUAUAA
Molecule: messenger RNA, 711 nt
Organism: Condylostylus longicornis
Lineage: Eukaryota; Metazoa; Arthropoda; Insecta; Diptera; Dolichopodidae
Product: trypsin beta-like
Exons: 4
Coding region: 1-711 (236 amino acids)
Biological process (GO): proteolysis
Molecular function (GO): serine-type endopeptidase activity
Source: RefSeq, a predicted model, not a curated record